UUGGUGCGGACUGAUCGACCGCACGCGAGUAGUAUGGUGGCGCCCGAUCUGCUGUCGCCUCGAACCCCAUCCCCAUCUGCCCGUGUAACAACCGCCCCCAUCAUACGGGGGUUCGGAGGAAAUAUUCCAUUCCGCUGCACCCGGUGUCGCUCGCUCUCUGCGACUCCCUCCCUCCGAGCUUCAGAAAGCUAUCGGCUUCGCGCUGGAUCGUGGACUCUAGGCAUGGCGGCUGGAGGGGGCGUUGGAUCGUCGGAGCGCGACGGCUCGCUGGCGCUGUACGAGGAGUCGUUGAAUUGCCUGUCCUCUCUCAUCACUCGACGCACUCGAGCUGAUGGGACGAACAAGGGCGACAACUUCGAUCUAAUGUUUGACUAUCUAAAGAUGCUAGAGUUGGAUGGCCCGAUCUCUCAACUGAAAGUUAUCCAUGUCGCCGGGACUAAAGGAAAGGGUUCGACAUGCGUGUUCACUGAAGCUAUUCUGCGGUGUUGUGGAUUUCGGACUGGGCUCUUUACAUCCCCUCACUUAAUCGAUGUCCGGGAGCGGUUUAGGAUAGAUGGGGUGGAAAUUUCAGAAGGGAAGUUUUUGGAAUACUUUUGGUGGUGUUGGAACAGGCUGCAGGAGAAAACUAAUGAUGAUGUACCCAUGCCAACCUACUUCCGGUUCCUUGCUUUGCUUGCAUUCAAGAUAUUUUCAGCUGAGCAGGUAGAUGUUGCUAUUCUUGAGGUUGGUUUGGGUGGAAAAUUUGAUGCAACUAACGUGGUGCGUACAAAUGCUAUUAAGGUGCAGAAACCUAUUGUUUGUGGAAUAUCUUCCCUAGGGUACGACCAUAUGGAAAUUCUUGGAAAUACACUGGGAGAAAUUGCUGGAGAGAAAUCUGGCAUCUUUAAGCGAGAAGUUGCAGCCUACACCGUGCCUCAGCCAGAAGAAGCAAUGUCUGUGCUCAAGGAUAAGGCUUCUCAAUUAGGUAUUCCUCUGCAUGUAGUAUCGCCUCUGGAUUCUGGAGCACUGAAGGAUCAGCAUCUUGGACUUGAUGGUGAACAUCAAUACAUAAAUGCAAGCCUUGCAAUUUCUUUGUCUAGAGCUUGGCUUAAAGAAACUGGAAAUACAGAAGGCAUAAAUUUUGAAGAUGCUACCUUUCUACCCGAGCAGUUUGUCAGAGGCCUCACAAAAGCCAGUUUUCAAGGACGAGCACAAAUUGUCCCUGAUUCACAUUUAAGGUCACAAGAGAGGAACUUCAACCUUGGGGACUUGGUUUUUUAUUUGGAUGGAGCGCAUAGCCCCGAAAGUUUGGAGGUGUGUGCAAGAUGGUUCUCACAUGUUAUCAGAGAAGAUACUCAACACUCAGAUACCCAAGGGGAACAACAUUAUGAUAGUUGCAAUGCUAGACAGAUACUUCUGUUCAAUUGCAUGUCAGUGAGAGAUCCUCAGUUAUUGCUUCCACGUCUCGUAAAUACUUGUGAGCAGCAUGGGGUCCACUUCCACAAGGCUCUUUUUGUACCAAACCAGUCAGUUUAUAACAAGGUUGGUUCCCAUGCAUCACCACCAGCAGAUCCUCAGCAUGUCGAUUUGUCCUGGCAGCUGACACUACAGAAAGUGUGGGAAAGCCUUGCCUGCAGCGACAAAGAUGCAGGACUAAGUAACACAAGGGAUCACGAGCGCAGUUCAGUAUUUUCUUCACUCCCUAUGGCUAUUAGGUGGCUCAGGGAAAAUGCUCAGCAAAACCGAUCUGCUCGUUUUCAGGUCCUAGUGACUGGUUCAUUGCACCUCGUGGGGGAUGUGUUGAGAUUGAUCAAGAAGUGAAACAAAAAUUCUUCAUUUGAUUAAUUGAGAAUCAAUUCAGGUGGGUUGAAAGUACCUGGUGGCUGCUGGCUGUUUGUCCAAAUGAAAUGUCAAUGGAGAUCAAAAGGAAAUUCUUAUGGCCUUCCAGGUCAUCGCUCUGUUGCAAAACAGUGUUGUCAGAAAGGAUGCUUGGAAUUUUCAGGUUAAGGAGGCCUGCCAAUAUAAUUAUGUUUCGUAUUCUGUAUUUGAAAAAGAUUGAUUUGACAUGGUACUGCCACAUUUUUUUUCCCUUAUUGAUGCUUAAAAUUAUUGAUACAUUUCCAAUA
Molecule: messenger RNA, 2105 nt
Organism: Phoenix dactylifera (date palm)
Lineage: Eukaryota; Viridiplantae; Streptophyta; Magnoliopsida; Arecales; Arecaceae
Source: RefSeq, a predicted model, not a curated record